Molecule: messenger RNA, 555 nt
Organism: Meloidogyne enterolobii
Lineage: Eukaryota; Metazoa; Nematoda; Chromadorea; Rhabditida; Meloidogynidae
Source: the annotation of a GenBank genome assembly
AUGGAUAUCGAAAAGAAUUCCUCAAUGGCAAUCAACGCAAUGGGGAUUGGGGCAGUUUUAAGCCUUUUUGGUUUUCUACUAACCUAUAUUCCCUCUCAUUUUAUUACCGUAUCAAAUUUAUUCAAAAAAAUUAUUGGAAUUUUGUUUAAUCCUUCAACACAAAUUCUCAAAUUUGAAAUAGGUUAUAUAACUGCUAAUCACUUUGGAAGUGAAUUUUUCGAAAAUUUUUGGUCUACAGAUACAAUUAAAAAUAAAGAAAUGAUUAGAUUAAUUUUUGAUCGUUCAAUUAAAAGAUUAAAUGAAAAAAAUAAAAAUUUGGUAGAAAUAACAGAAAAGGAAGUUUAUGAUAUCUAUCAUCCAAAAAUGUCUGUAACUUAUGGUUAUGGUAAAGGAGUUGUUAAAAUAAUGAAUUGGAUGAAAAGAAAAUUGAAAAAAGGUUAUGCUUUUUUGACGGGGAAAAAAUUUAAAUUGAAAUUGUUUGAACAAAUAAAUUUAAGCAAAAUUGCUUUGGAUUUGUUUAAUGGUAAAUUUAAAUUAAAAAUUUUUAUAUACUAA